AUGCAGGGCAAUGGUGGUAUACAUAAUGAUGAGCCUGAGUUGUAUUCUGGCUCAAGAUGCAAUACCAUUUAUGUGGAUUCCACUGCAAACUCUCAGCUUGGAGCUACAGGGCAUGGUUCUGAAUGUGAAAGCCCCCUUCUUGUUGAGAAAGUAGAAAAGAAAGAAAGAGAUCAGGACCCUCGACCAACUGACACCUUGUCUUUUGACAAAGUAGAGAAUUGGCUACAGUUCACCUGCUCUGCCAAUGGCUUGCCAUCUCUGUCUCCUUAUAUUCCAGAAUCAUCAGACUCAGAUCACAAUGAUACUCUUACAUUGCUUAAUUGUGUGGAGUCUGCAAGAGCCAUUAUGGAAGGAAGAGAGAAAAGAAGAAGAGCAACAAAUUGGUGGAGUAGGGGAGGAAAACAUGAAGAGGAAGAAGGAGAGAAGCAGAUCUCAAGACGAGAUGGGGCAAAGAAAGACUACAAAGUUGAGAAAUGGCUGAAGGUUGUCUGCGCUGCUAAGGGCUUGUCUGCUGGGGAAUUGACAUCAUUUCUGUCUUGUAAUGUUCCCUCAAGUUUAGAUGCAGCUCAUAACGAUGAGCUUUCAUUGCUAAAGGGUGUAGAGACUGUAAGAGUUAGAUUACCAGGAAGAGGAGAAAGAGAGAGAGAUGCAAAAUCUUCUUACAGUGGAGAGAAAAAUGAUGUCCGACCUUCCCAAAGCAACCAUCAAGACGUGGCAAAGCAGGCAGAGGCUUGAGCUGCCAUAAGCAAUCAUGAAGAAAAAUUCAUCACAAUGAAAACUUAGUUUGUGUUAUUUAAUUUGUAAACACAUCGAGCGUCUCUCCCAACUAUCCGCGUGCAUUCUGAAUUGGAUUAUAGAACGCUAGACAUUGUCCAUUCCUUAACUUUUCCAUGAUAUAUUAGCCAAUCAGAGCGCGCGUUAGAAUGUCGCUAUGUUAAAAUAUAGGAUGCAACAGACAAUUUUGAAAACAUGUACUUUCGUACCCGAGUGUCAUUAGAGUUAAAAUGUGUUAAAGACGUUGUUA
Pocillopora verrucosa is the source of this 1024-nucleotide messenger RNA. The record is from RefSeq and is a predicted model, not a curated record. NCBI's taxonomy places the organism in Eukaryota, Metazoa, Cnidaria, Anthozoa, Scleractinia, Pocilloporidae.